UUCAUGUGAAUCGCGAACAAAAAAAAAAACAAUUUCCAUGUAGAUGAUUAGUACAAAAUCAUUGGUUCGGCCGUAAAGAUCAUUUCAUUUAAAAAAUAAACAACUUUAAGUGAAUCUGAUUGCAAAAUGUUACAAUUUCGCAUAAUUUUUCCAAUUGCGUUUCUUUUUUGCUAUGCCCUUGCUUUUCCCGACUCUCGAAACCCGAAUUUGGAAUAUGAAAUCAUAAACCCCAGAGCUCCGCAACUGAACGAUAAGCCGGUGUUACAACCCAUAACUUCAACUCAAAGGCCUGUCAUCAUCAACACACCACCACCACCUUCAAAAGAUUCUAAAAAUUUCGUUUAUAACCCAGUUACUAAAACAUGGACUCAAUUAAAGGGAAGUGAUCCACCACCAGCUGAGGAUGCCCUUGUUUGGAAUCAAAGUAAUGACAAAUGGCUAACCAUGGUAGCACGAGUUUAAAUAAUACUUAUAAUUAUAUAUAUAUAUAUGUCCUUGUUCUACAUAAUUACAUAUGAAUGGAAACAAAAUAUAUACUCACUUAUACAUAUG
Molecule: messenger RNA, 552 nt
Organism: Musca domestica (house fly)
Lineage: Eukaryota; Metazoa; Arthropoda; Insecta; Diptera; Muscidae
Exons: 2
Coding region: 127-462 (111 amino acids)
Source: RefSeq, a predicted model, not a curated record